CCACCGGGAGAGGCCACCUGAACCGCUUCACUAUCUCCUUUUGGGAUUUCCCGCGGGGAGUGAUGAACUCCAUCGAUCCUCAGUCCCAUCACCAGCACCACCAACACACCUCCCCUACCGUCGGCUCUCUCCCACCUAAAGGCGCCCAGGAGGCCCCGGACAUGGCCGCUGUUUACUGCGACAACUUCAGCAGCAUGUACCACCAGCAGAGCCUCCAGGGCGCACAGAGACCCGCCGGCUACGGCCUCGGAGAUUACGCUUCGUCUCCAAACCCGUACCUGUGGCUCAACGGGCCGGGCGUCAACUCCUCCGCAUCCUACCUGCACGGCAACAACACGGCGUCGUUCAUCCCGCCUUCAUACGGCUCACAGCGGCAGUUCAUAACAAACUCACCUGGCUUUGGUGGGCCCGACCUGGGCUGGCUGUCCAUCGCCAGCCAGGAGGAGCUGCUGAAGCUGGUCCGGCCACCCUACUCCUACUCUGCGCUCAUAGCCAUGGCCAUCCAGAAUGCGCACGAGAAGAAGCUGACGCUGAGCCAGAUUUACCAGUACGUCGCCGACAAUUUCCCGUUUUAUAAGAAGAGCAAAGCCGGCUGGCAGAACUCGAUCCGGCACAACCUGUCUCUGAACGACUGCUUCAAGAAAGUGCCGAGGGACGAGGACGAUCCAGGAAAAGGAAACUACUGGACAUUGGACCCAAACUGUGAAAAGAUGUUUGACAACGGAAACUUCCGCAGGAAAAGGAAAAGGCGGACAGAUCCUAGCAGCGCAGGAGGAGCAGCAGCAGUUGCAGCAGCAGCAGGAGCCACAAAAGUGGAGGACGGCAGGCCAGCAGUGGCGGCCUCGUUGAAGCCUUCAGACAGUCCUCAGCUCCUGGGGCCAUCCUCACCAGAGAUGGAGGUGAUGAACGAGAACCAUAAGAGCUCAUCUUCAUCUUCACCGCCCGGACUGGCUUCGACCGCUCCUUGUUUUAAUAACUUUUACAGCAACAUGUCGACCCUUAGUUCGGGGGGCCCCAGCCGGCAGGGGUCCCUGGGACUGGUGAACGAGCUUUCUAACAGGAACAUUACGGCCUUGAGCCCGUACCACCUCAACCAUGGUGGGCAGGACACUGGGACAUCAGAACACGGCGAGGGGUUGCAUUUCAACCGUGGAGUGUACUACAACACUUUUGGCAGCGGGCAGAGCGGACAGUUCAACAGUCACUUCUACAACAGUUUCAGUGUCAACAGCUUAAUUUAUCCCAGGGAAGGGGCAGAGCUAUAGGAGCUGAUUUACCACAUCGUCACACUGUUUUAGGGACUUGCUGCUCAGUGAAUCCCACUGAAACACAAAAUACAUACAUGCAUUUCAGCUGAGAGGUCAGAGUGUAGGGUGCAACAACCCUCCCUUCAUUGAUCAGUGUCACCGGAGAGAUUAGAGAACUAGAGUGUUUUAGCUUGAUUCAACUUGACAAGCACUCAAACUGUGGAAAACACCAGCCGGAAAAGACAAACAAAAAAUGAGCACUUAUUUUUAUUACUCUUUUUUUAUCACUAUAUCAAAGCUCCUACUUUGCUCUUAAUGGUAAAAUAUACUUGCAAAGUAAGAUAACCACUGAACACUUGUGUCUUUUGUAAUAUUUUAAGCAUCGAUUUUGCAGUUUUUGGCAGUUUCAACAGAAACUUUCCCUAUUCUUGUGGUCAAAACCACUCUGUCAUGUUUAAGAUUUAAAUGGAAGUUUGAUGUUUUGCCAAAUCUAUCCCAUAUUUCUUUGGAGUGGCCAAAUUCUUGCAGUUGAUUCCAUAUGUUGAAACUGUUUAUUCAUAAUCAACUAAAAUCUGCCAAAGUUGCCUUUGUGAGACCGCCAUUACCUCAAAACGACAAUCAUAUGAGAUAAAAGUUCCCUGCUAUGACGGGUUUACCUGUAUAUUUAGACAGUUUGCAAAUGCAGUAACGAUUGAUUUAAUACAAAUAUAAACCGAGACGGGACUUGCCUUAUUUUUAUAUCCUCCACGUUGACUGAAACCACAGCACUAAGGCUCAUGUAAAUACAUGGACGUUUAUAAAUGUGUAUUUUUGUAAAUUAUAAAGAUAGUUUGUGACUAUUUAUGCUAUUUAUGCUAAUAGGCAUUGUUUUCUACUGUUGUCUGAACAUAGUUUGAUUCAAGCAGAAGUAAAUGAUAUUAGCUUACAAAAUGCGCCGAAAACAGUAUCACUAAAACCCAGAUGUCAUAAAUAUAUAUAUCAAAACUA
Micropterus dolomieu (smallmouth bass) is the source of this 2234-nucleotide messenger RNA. RefSeq names its product forkhead box I2 (gene foxi2). The transcript is spliced from 2 exons. The coding region runs from base 63 to 1265 and encodes 400 amino acids. Gene Ontology annotation, molecular function: RNA polymerase II cis-regulatory region sequence-specific DNA binding; DNA-binding transcription factor activity, RNA polymerase II-specific. Gene Ontology annotation, biological process: cell differentiation; regulation of transcription by RNA polymerase II; anatomical structure morphogenesis. The record is from RefSeq and is a predicted model, not a curated record. NCBI's taxonomy places the organism in Eukaryota, Metazoa, Chordata, Actinopteri, Centrarchiformes, Centrarchidae.